UUCCGACUGACGCUGUUUUGCUAGGGAGUUGUUUACCUGCUUUGCGACUAGAGUUUUUUGGGUCAAAUACGCGCAGCACGGGUCCUCGAACAAUUACGAAAAGCACAGUGAACACUGCUUGAAAAUACCCUUUGAAUCGACUCCCGUCACUCGUGAAAUUUGAUUCUUAAAGUAAACAACGAUACGAAAUGAGUGGAUCCAGAGACGAUGAUGAUAUGUACUUUCAUAAAAAGGCGAAAGGAAAUGUUUGGCUCGACGACGAAACUGAGAUUCUAGUUCAAUUCUAUAGUGAAGAAUUAUCUCAAACCCCAACGGUUGGGAAGUACCGACCUAUCCAAAGCUAUAUGAAUAUCGCGAAGAAACUUAAAGCCAUCGGCUACACUCGUUCACCCCAUCAAGUGAGAAACAAAAUUAAGUCACUAAGGGCAAGCUACUACGCCGCCCGGCGGGGAAGCGAUUUAGAUCGUCAACAUUGCUUCAUGUACGAUGAACUCGACAAAUGCUUCCGUGAUUCCAGCAGAGACUUGCCACAUAAUCAUGACGAUAUGACCCAACUGUCCUCAGACGAUCCAAUCGGUCUCGUGGAACCCUCCUCACACAAAAGACGUCGACAGUUCGGAGAAGCGAACAUUGUGCAUGAUCGCAAUGAGUUUUACGAAGAAAGCGAAGGAAUACACAACGAUUACUAUGGAGAGUGCGAUGAUGACGAGUUGAAUUCAUCCUCGAGAAAGUCGAAAAAACCUCGGAUAACUACGACAACCACUAAUAUUGAGAGGAUAUCGCUGGAUGAUAAUGCUGAGAGUACAUUGGUAGAAUUCAUGGCCGAUCAACUAGAGAAACAGCGUCAGCACCAGCUGGAGGUUACUAAGAUUUUCACGACUGCAAUGAAUGAUCAAUUCAAAAAGUUUUCCGACCUGAUAUCGAACUUAACGCAACAAAUGUUCGAAUAUUCAAGAAGUAAGCAAGUGGUCCUGAAUACAGAGAACAAGAUUACGGAAAUAUUAGAUGAUAUGCCCAGUACCGACGCUUAGUUAGCUUUUGCUUUUGCAAAGAUAAGAACUGUUCCAUAAAUCCCAGACACUGCUCCAGACGCACUUUGGUGUUUGACCUUAGUUUUAGUGAAACGAUUAGUAGUUGCUUUUCAAAUAUUAGGCAGCAUGUUGCAUAUUUUCACAUGAAAUAGAAACCGAUUUCAUUCAAAAA
Molecule: messenger RNA, 1203 nt
Organism: Hermetia illucens (black soldier fly)
Lineage: Eukaryota; Metazoa; Arthropoda; Insecta; Diptera; Stratiomyidae
Exons: 3
Coding region: 189-1031 (280 amino acids)
Source: RefSeq, a predicted model, not a curated record